ACUGCGCAUUUAUUAAGUAGUUCGUUAAUUCAUUUCACCAGAAGUUUUACAUUAUAAACACCAGCAUUUAAACUAUGCCGUUUAUCUUUUUUAAAGAUACUUCUUGUUUCUGGUAUUUUUUGUUAAGUAUCUUGGCCAUUUUAGAGCGUCAAAACAGGAAUGACAAGACUUAUAAUUGUGUGGAAUUCUUCUUUUCUAUAAUAACAGGAAGCAAAUCAGAGUAACAUGAUGGAUCUGGAGAUAGCAGACUACGAGCGGACAGUCCAGGCAUUAAAUAUGCAGUUGACAGAGAAAGACACUGCUAUAGGAGAGCUGAAGGUGGAGAUAAAGAGAAAGGAGGAGAGAGUCAAGUCUCUACAGGAACAGAUAGAGGCUGUUGAUGAACAAAGAAACCAGUCAGAAGAGAGAGGCAACAAAUUCAAACAGAUGCUGGUCAAAACUAAAAAGGAGCUUGCUGAUGCUAAGAAAUGGGAAACAGAACAGCGGUCCUCAGAUGCUCACCUUCGAGGUGAGAUGGAGAAUCUUAACCAACAGUUGGAGGAAAACAAGAUAUCAAUGAGUGAGCUGGCUGGAGAAAACCAAAAGUUGAAGGAGAAAACGAAAUCAUUGUCAGACUCUAACCAGCGGACAAUUAGGUCAUUAGAAAGUGCGGGUACACAGUGUGUUGAAGCAGCAGAAGAAACCGUCACAGGAACCAAACGAACAGGAAAGAGAGAAAAGGAGGGACUAGAGAAAGCUGUUGAACAGCUGAAGAAUAAAUUACAGGAAACAAGUGAGGCUCUGAGCAGUACGAAACAGGAAGUGUCAGUGUUACAGGAAGUGUCAGUGUUACAGGAAGUGUCAGUGUUACUGGAAGUGUCAGUGUUACAGGAAGUGUCAGUGUUACUGGAAGUGUCAGUGUUACAGGAAGUGUCAGUGUUACAGGAAGUGUCAGUGUUACUGGAAGUGUCAGUGUUGCAGGAAGUGUCAGUGUUACAGGAAGUGUCAGUGUUACAGGAAGAACAGGACCGUCUCCUACAGAGACACAAUAAGGUGUUACUAGAUAUACAGGAGAAAGAGGAACAGGAACAGAUAAAAUGUCUGCAUGAAGACCAUCGCCGUGCUCUAGACUUGCUACAGCGACAACUUGAUUUGGCAGAAAACGACAACAUUCGCCUGGAAAGGGAGCUGCAGCACCAAGUCCAGCAUGUUUCCAAGAUUCUAUCAGAACAAAAGAGUCCGGAGACAUUCCAAACCGUCCAAACCACAGAAUUCAUUCCGGAUAUGAGACAUGAAGAGAGACAAGAAGGGGAGCGCCCUUGUGCACCCAACACCAAAACACUCCACGAAAUCGUCAUUAUUGACGGAAGGGAGUUACAAUAA
Messenger RNA from Pecten maximus, 1362 nucleotides. RefSeq names its product GRIP and coiled-coil domain-containing protein 2-like. Bases 226 to 1362 code for a protein of 378 amino acids. The record is from RefSeq and is a predicted model, not a curated record. NCBI's taxonomy places the organism in Eukaryota, Metazoa, Mollusca, Bivalvia, Pectinida, Pectinidae. The transcript has 9 exons.